GGUGAAGCUCCUGUAUUUGAGCGAAGUUUGCUGCAGCUGGGAUCUCGGAAGCUUAGAACCUUUUGGCGUGUGAUUUAAGCCAGCUGCCGCUGUAGCCCAGCCGUCAUGCCAGACUCGGACGACAGCGACAAUGAGGGCGGCCUGGGGAAUGUCAACAGGGCAGUCAUGAGACCACCCGGCCACUCCGGCAAGGCCAAGCGCGGUCACCUCUGCUUCGACGCCUCGUUUGAAACAGGGAACUUGGGUCGCGUGGACUACAUCAGUGAGUACGAAUACGACCUCUUCAUACGGCCAGAUGUGUGCAAUCCUCGCUACCGCAUCUGGUUCAACUUCGUGGUGGACAAUGUGCGGCAGGAUCAGAGAGUUAUCUUCAACAUCGUGAACUUCAGCAAGACGAAGAAUCUGUUCCGUGAUGGAAUGACACCUUUAGUUAAAUCGACUUCCAGAAACAAAUGGCAGCGGAUGUCUAAGAAGCACGUCUACUACCACCGCUCCCCGGAGCACAGGAACAACUUCAUCCUGUCGUUCGCCUUCGCGUUUGACCGGGAGGAGGACGUGUACCAGUUCAGCAUCUGCUUCCCCUACUCGUAUUCGCGCCUGCAGAUGUACCUGACCGAGGUGGAGGGGCUUAAGUUGUCGCACGUCCGCAGGGAGCUCCUGGCAAACACUGUGCAAGAGCGUCUCUGCGACAUUCUGACACUGGGGCAUACCACACCACCGGGAGCUUCGAAACCUACCAAGACGGUGGUGGUGAUGGCUAGGUGUCACCCGGGAGAGACGCCGUCCUCCUUCAUAGUGCAGGGACUAAUUGAUUUGCUGGUUGGCGACCAUCCUGUUGCCACUGAGCUGAGAAAGUAUGUAAUCAUCAAAAUAAUUCCAAUGCUGAAUCCUGAUGGAGUAUUUCUAGGAAACCACAGGUGCUCUGUGCUCGGUGCUGAUCUGAAUCGCACCUGGCAAGAGCCCUCGCAGUGGGGACAUCCAACCAUCGACGCUGCCAAGAAGCUGCUGCUCUCGCUCGAUGCGGACAAGAGCAACGGGCUGGAGAUCGUGCUCGACCUGCACGCCCAUGCCAGUCUGUUCGGAUGCUUCGUGUACGGCACCACCUAUGAGGAUGUAUACCGGUACGAAAGACACAUUGUGUUCCCAAAGCUGCUGAGCCAGAACGCUGAGGAUUUCAGUCCCAUCAAUACCAUCUACAACCGAGAUCCACUGAAGCUGGGCACUGCUCGUAGGGCGUCUACCAACGUCUAG
This is a messenger RNA of Pollicipes pollicipes, 1251 nucleotides long. RefSeq names its product cytosolic carboxypeptidase 6-like. Gene Ontology annotation, biological process: proteolysis. The record is from RefSeq and is a predicted model, not a curated record. Lineage: Eukaryota; Metazoa; Arthropoda; Thecostraca; Pollicipedomorpha; Pollicipedidae. Gene Ontology annotation, molecular function: zinc ion binding; metallocarboxypeptidase activity. Bases 106 to 1251 code for a protein of 381 amino acids. The transcript has 11 exons.